This is a messenger RNA of Camellia sinensis, 3273 nucleotides long. The record is from RefSeq and is a predicted model, not a curated record. Lineage: Eukaryota; Viridiplantae; Streptophyta; Magnoliopsida; Ericales; Theaceae.
AUGUCUGAAAAUGAAGAAUUGCACUUGGACUUGCUUGACAAGAUAAAGAAUAUUUUAAACACUCAUAAUCCAUUUGUACACACGUUUCGCCAAUUGGCUCAGCGUCCAGACAUGCAUGAAUGCAGACUUCAAAUCAAAGAGCAACCACGUAAUAGGCCCCAAUACAACCUUCCUACUACUCCUGAAGUUGCUGCAGUUUUAGUAGGUGGCGAAGAAGCUGGAAAUUUAAAAUCAAGAGAUAUCAUUGUCCAAUCAAUCAGUGGUCACCUCCUAAAUAUUUCUGAUAUUGUCGGAUACUAUGAUCCAUUACAGUAUCCUCUGUUGUUACCCUACGGUAAUGUUGGUCGUAGAACAAUAUUGCCAUCGUCAUUUGUUGGUAGCCCACGAGACAUGUAUCAACGAUAUCAAGAUGCAAUGGCUCUGGUCCAAAAGUAUGGAAAACCUGAUCUUUUCCUUACGAUGACCUGCAAUCCAAAUUGGCCUGAAAUUAAAGCUGAGUUGCUACCUGGACAGUCACCACAUGAUCGUCCUGAUUUGCUAACAAGACUAUUUCAUUCAAAAUUUGAUGAGAUAAAGACCGACAUUCUUACAAAACAUGUACUCGGAAAGGUUCUGGCAUAUGCAUAUGUUAUUGAGUACCAGAAAAGAGGCUUACCACAUGCCCACAUUGUCAUUAUUUUGGAUGAAAAUGGUAAGUUACGCACUCCUGAUGAUUAUGAUAACAUUGUCAGAGCUGAAAUUCCAGACAAGAGAUUAGAGCCUAGAUUAUACAGUGUAGUUUUGAAACACAUGAUACAUGGCCCAUGUGGAAUGUACAAUGAACGAUCCCCGUGUAUGGAAAAUGGUCGGUGCAAAAAACAUUUCCCAAAGCCAUUUUCUUCAAUUACUACACUUGGAAACGAUUCAUAUCCUAUUUAUCGAAGAAGAGAAGGGGAGUCAGUUCCUGUAGAGAGUAAUCCAAGCGUCUUGGUGGAUAAUAGUUGGGUCAUUCCAUACAACCCAUGGUUGCUCUUGAAAUAUGAUUGUCAUAUCAAUCUUGAAAUUUGCAGUAGUGUUACAAGUGUGAAGUAUUUAUACAAAUAUGUUUAUAAAGGGCCUGACCGUGUUGCACUAGAAGUUCGUCAAGGUCCUAAUUAUGACGAAGUACAACAGUUCAUAGAUGGAAGAUGGGUUUGUGCUCCAGAAGCAUUGUGGAAAAUAUUCAAAUUCUCAAUGACCAAAAUGACUCAUAGCGUAGAACGCUUCCAAAUACACUUACCAAAUAAGCAGCAAGUGAGGUUUUAUACAUUCCAAGACAUCACAAAUGUUUUAGGCGAUGAGUAUUAUUCCAGAACAAUGCUUACCCAAUUCUUUCAAUUAAAUGUUGAUGAUGAAACUGCAAAUCGAUACUUAUAUCGAGAGAUAUCGCAACACUAUAGAUGGUGCAAUAGCGCAAAGAUUUGGCAGUUGAGAUUGAACCAUCAAAGAGUAAUUGGUAGAAUUUACACAGUUUCGCCAUCAGAAGGAGAGAGAUUUUACUUGAGAAUUUUACUCAAUCAUAUCCGAGGACCAAAAUCAUUCGAUCAUUUGUUAAUGGUUAACGGAAUUGUGUACCCAACUUUUAAACAAGCAGUUGAACAUCAUGGUUUGUUAGAGCAUGAUGAUAGCAUACGACAAUGUUUGUUAGAAGCUGCAACCAUGGACAUGCCAUCAGCUUUAAGGAGAUUGUUAGUUACAAUUUUGGUUUACUGUGUGCCAACAGGGAUGCGAAGUUUGUGGGAUGAAAUUUAUCCUUACUUGAUUGAAGAUUACAUAUCUUCAAACAGUAUGAAUAAUAUGUAUAUCAUUAACAAAACCCUGCAAGAUAUAAACCGUCUCCUACUACAGCAUAAUAAGAACAUAUCAGAAUACGAUUUGCCUGCGAUGACAAUGAAUUUGGAUGAUAAUUCAACAGUUCCAAAGGUCAUACAAGAUGAGUUUUCCAUUGUAACUCCUCGAGAAGACUUAAAUUCUAUUGCCACAUUAAAUAGUGAUCAACACUUAGCAUUCAAUUCAAUCAUGGAGGCUGUGGAAUGCAAUACUGGUGCAAUCUUCUUUGUGGAUGGCCCAGGAGGAACUGGAAAGACAUAUUUAUAUCGUGCACUAUUAGCCUCAGUGAGAAGUCAAGGGAGAAUUGCCAUUGCAACAGCAACUUCUGGAAUUGCAGCUACACGUUUACCUGGUGGAAAGACAGCCCAUUCAAGGUUCAAGAUCCCCUUAAAUCCAGAGGCUUCGUCCAUGUGUUCCAUUACUAAACAAUCAGAUUUGGCAGAAUUGAUUAGACGUGCAACAGUCAUCAUUUUGGAUGAAGCUACAUUGACAAAUCGUUAUGCUUUUGAAACCUUGAAUCGAACACUCAUAGACAUCACUGGUGUUGAUUAUCCAUUUGGUGGCAAAAUUAUGGUGUUUGGUGGUGAUUUUCGACAAGUACUUCCAGUUGUUCCUAAAGGUACAAAAGUUGAAACUAUUGCUGCAUCGAUAGUCAAAUCACCUCUUUGGAGUUACAUUCAAAUGCUUCGUUUAAAGCAAAACAUGCGCUCUAUAAAUGACCAACAGUUUGGUGAAUUUCUUUUAUCUGUUGGAAAUGGUGUACAACCUACCAUUAUAGAUGAAAUGAUCAAAGUACCAACAUCGAUGGCAAUACCAUGGAAUGACGAAGAAUCAAUAAUUCAACUAUUAGAAAAAAUUUAUCCUGAUAUCAUAAACCAUUCUUUUGACGCCGAGUAUAUGGCUAGUAGGGGCAUAAUAACUCCUCACAAUGAAGAUAUCGACAAGCUCAAUGAGAAAAUCAUUCAGAGAUUUCUAGGAGAAUCAAGAGUGUACCACUCAUUUGAUAAAGUUGAAAAUGAUACCCAAAAUUUGUAUCAACAAGAGUUUUUAAAUUCCAUUUCACUAGGAGGAAUGCCCCCACAUGCAUUGCAUUUGAAAGUUGGAGCCCCAAUUAUGCUUUUGAGGAAUCUUGACCCUUCUUUUGAAACACUUGAAAAAAUAAAGCUACUUCAGCUGUGGGAGAAUUAUCAAGAGGAAGCAAAUAUGGUUGCAGAUAAGGAAGUUAAAAAUCAGGUCAAACAGUUCUCCAUGUACAGUCUUGGAUGGAAGGUCUCUAUUAAAGUUGAUAAAAAACAAUUGGGAAAAUUAAUUGUGCGAGAGCUUUUGAGGCAACGACAACAUCGAAAUCCUAUCAUAUCUGAUAGAGCAAGUAUAUGCAGCAAAGACAAUAUGGACAUAUAUGUGGUAAAAGAUCAAGUCUUAUAA